Chrysochloris asiatica (Cape golden mole) is the source of this 3063-nucleotide messenger RNA. RefSeq names its product oncostatin M receptor (gene OSMR). The record is from RefSeq and is a predicted model, not a curated record. Gene Ontology annotation, cellular component: membrane. The transcript has 17 exons. NCBI's taxonomy places the organism in Eukaryota, Metazoa, Chordata, Mammalia, Afrosoricida, Chrysochloridae. Bases 1 to 3063 code for a protein of 1020 amino acids. Gene Ontology annotation, molecular function: protein binding; cytokine receptor activity.
AUGCUCAAGACAGACAUUUUUACUAAACUCCUGUCUGGUUUUCAGAAGACUUCAGGGGAUAUUUUUGGUUUUAGGUUUAACGAGUAUCUCAGGAACUGUAAAACUUACGACAAAAAGCCUUUAUGCAACCAUGUCAUAAGUUUCCACUUUUCAAGGUGUCUGAGUCUAGAAUGUAGAGAUGAGCAAUGGUUUCCAAAUUUUAGCAAUGAUUAUACUGAAGAGUUUAAUUACCUGCGGCUAUCCAGUCAUGCGCUCAUGAAAUGUGAUUUCUUACCUGGUUUUGGUCUUUCAGCCUUAUCUGAAACUCUACUGUUGGCUCCUGAAUCAUUGAAAGUUUCCAUUGAUUAUAAACGUCAAUGUUUGAAUUUACAAUGGAGCAUCCACAGCCUUCUUUAUCAUCAGAAAGUACGAAUGAUUUUUCAGAUAGAGAUCAGCAGGAUUGAAACAUCCAAUGUUGUCUGGGUGGGGAACUACAGUACCACCGUGAAAUCGAACCAAGUUCUGCAUUGGAGCUGGGAAUCUGAGCUUCCUUUGGAAUGUGUGACACACUUCGUAAGAAUCAGGAGUGCCGUGGAUGAUGCUGAGUUUCUGGAAUCAAUGCCCUGGAGCACAUGGAGUGCCUGGGAGAAAGUGGAUGUCCAGGAUUCUCUUGGGCCUGGUCAACUCUUCAUUUACCCCCAGGACAAAUUGAUGGAAGAAGGUUCCAGUGUCACCAUAUGUUACAUAUCUAGAAGUGAGAGUAAAAUAAACUGUUAUUUGCAUGGCCUCAGGAUCCAUGGAGAACAACUUACUCCAAAUGUAUCCACAUUCACCUUGCGAAGUCUUCCCUUUAUUAAGAAAACAGGGACAAAUUUCUAUUGCAACACAGAGCAUGACAAGCUUCUAAAUGGCACCGUUCUCUAUGUAUCAAAAGUACUUGAGGAGCCCAAGAACUUUUCUUGUGAAACCCAGGACUUGAAGACUUUGAACUGUACUUGGGAUCAUGGGCAUGACACACGUUUGGACAUACAGCCUUUCCAACGCUACACUUUAUUUGAAUCAUUCUCCCAAGAAAAGAAAGAUUGUGAAAAACUAAACUGGUGCACUUGGCAAGUACGUCAAGAUUCCCAAGAAAUGUAUAACUUCACACUUGUGGCUGAAAACUAUCUGAGGAAGAGGAGCGUCAAUCUUGAUUUCACAUUGACUCAUCGAGUUCACCCAAUGUCUCCCUUUAAUUUCUUCCAUAAGAAUGUAAAUUCCACAAGUGCCGUUGUGACCUGGCAGGUGCACCCCAUUGGGAGGUCACACACACUUUUGUGUCAGGUGGAACUCCAUCAUGAUGGACACGUGAUACAACAGAAAAAUGUUUCCGUCAAGUUGAAUGGUGAAUACCUUAUAAGUGAAAUGCAGCCACACACGUAUUAUCUGGUCCGAGUACGCUGUGCUUAUAGUGACCACUUCUGGAAAUGGAGCGAAUGGACUGAUCAGGAAGUCACCACCCUUGAAGCUGCCCCCUCGAUGGCUCCUGAUGUCUGGAGAAGUGUGACAUCUGUGCCAGGAGGUUACAACGUGAUGUUAUCUUGGAAGCCAUUAUCAAAAUCUCAUGCAAAUGGAAAUAUUCUAUUCUAUAAUAUAGCUCUGGAAAAUCUAGACCAACCAUCCGAAUUAAGUCCUCUCUCCAUUCCUGCACGGCUCAGUCACAAAGAACUGAUGCUCAACCAUUCUUCUUACCAAAUCCAUGUCACAGCCAAUAACAGGGGGGGGUCUUCUCCUGCUGCUGUGAUGGUCAUCUCUGGGAACUCCCAAGACGAAGAGAUUGAAGAAGAGAUCAUUGAAGCCACAAAGGAUGGGUUCUCUCUGUCUUGGAAGCCUCAAUCAGAAGAUGCCAUAGGCUAUGUUGUAGAGUGGUGUGACCAGCCCAAGGGCCCACUCUGUGGCCUCCAGUGGAAAAAGCUAGGCCCCAAGACCCUAAGUACAGUCAUCACCUCAGAUGCAUUUAUACCAGGGGUCAGAUACAACUUCAGAAUCUACGAAAUAUCCACACAAUGGAUUGCUUCUUUACUGAAGAAACUAACAGGCUACUUCGAAGAACUGGCUCCUUCUGCCAACCCUCAAGUAGUCAUGAGUAGGUUGACACCACACUCCUUCAUGCUGAAUUGGAAGGAUUAUUCCACGGAAUCGCAGCCCGGCUUCAUAAGAGGGUACAAUGUCUACCUGAAAGCCAACAUGGAGCAGUGUGUGCCAGGAUUUGAAAGGGUACUUCCCUCAGAUGUUUCAGCAGGCUGCAGACACAAAAUUGAUAACCCUGAACAAAAAACAUUCGUUGUGGAAAACCUACAGCCAAAAUCUUUCUAUGAGGUUUUUGUCACUCCCUACACGCGAGCCGGUGAGGGCCCCAAUGGCACCUUCACAAAGGUCACAACCCCUGAUGAACACAUUUUCUUGUUUCCUUUCCAGCACAACGCUCACCUAACAAUAAUGAAUCUCAAGGACUGUGUUCCAGAUACAAUUGAGGUUGUAAACAUGCCGGCAGAGUGCAAGGCGCCCUCUUGGAAGUCACUCACUGAAACGGAACAUCCCAAGCCUUCAGCCUACUUUACCCCACUUAAAACAAAAAUGCCUCUCUCACCCGCCCUAGGGCAGUGCAUCUGUUUUGAGAACUUUACCUAUAACCAGGAAGCCUCUGACCUGGGCUUCGGUGGCCAUAUCCCACUGACACCUAACACCCCACCAAGUCACCUGGGACUGUUCAUCUCACCUGGAAAUGUUCUAAGGGCCCUAGAGAAAGACUACUUGAACUCCCUGGGAGAAAUCCAAGCUGGAGAAAUGAGUGUGAAUUAUGUAUCCCAGUCAGCUUCUCCCAUGUCUGAAGACAAGAACAGUCUCCCAACUGAUCAACCAAUGCCCGCACCCUGUUCGGAGUACAAAACACAAAUGGCAGUGCCUCUGGAUUGGUACCUGGCACGCUGGGGCUUGGCUGGUGUCAUUACAGUGCUGGCCGCCUCAGUCCUUAAUCCCAGCGACCUCUCACCAUCUGCAGGUCUGAUUCGAUCAGAACUCUCAUCCCUGGCUGAGAAGCCCUGA